AUGGAUCAUCCGGAUAGUAUGGUAAGGGAACUUAUCCAAAGGGAUGACAGGUCAAAAUGGAUAGCACAUAGCAAUCACAAUGUGCAAUGUUUCACAGAAGAUGAGAUAAUAAGAUUUACCAACAACUAUGAAACUAUGCUCGGAAGAGGUGCCUUUGGACAAGUUUAUCAAGGAGUCCUUGAGGACAAAAGCCUAGUUGCAGUCAAGAGGUUUAUCGACAAUGUAAAAGAUAACUUUGCCAAAGAAUUGACUGUCCACCGUGAAAUCAAUCACAAGAAUGUUGUCAGACUGCUCGGAUACUGUUUAGAUGAAAAUGCCCUAAUGAUGGUCACGGAGUACAUUCCUAAAGGAAACUUAGGUGACUUACUUCAUGGUAACAGCAUUCCUGUUCCACUGGAUACACGAGUGAGAAUUGCCUUAGAAUGUGCAGAGGCAUUGGGUUAUAUGCAUUCACAGAUGUAUACUCAGGUCAUUCAUGGUGAUAUCAAGCCUUCUAAUAUACUUUUGGAUGAUGGACUAAGAGCAAAAAUAUCAGAUUUUGGAAUAUCAAGACUAGUCAACACUGAAAAUACUCUAUACACCCUAAAUGUGAUGGGGAGUAUAGGUUACAUGGACCCUUUGUUUGCUCUGAAUGGUCGCCUCACGGCGAAGAGUGAUGUUGAGAGUUUUGGAGUUGUGCUCCUAGAACUGGUAACAAGAAGAAAGGCAAGAAAUUAUGACGGGGAGAUCGGCUUGGUUGAAAAUUUUACUAAGGUUCUUGCAAAAGGGGCCAGGAGGGUGAGAGAGAUGUUUGAUGCUGAAAUUGCAAUCCCAAGCAACAUGAAGACUAUUGAACAGAUUGCACAGUUGGCAGCUAAAUGCUUGAGGUUGGAACACGACAAACGUCCUGAGAUGCAGACUUAG
Triticum turgidum subsp. durum (durum wheat) is the source of this 903-nucleotide messenger RNA. Lineage: Eukaryota; Viridiplantae; Streptophyta; Magnoliopsida; Poales; Poaceae. The record is from the annotation of a GenBank genome assembly.